Messenger RNA from Etheostoma cragini (Arkansas darter), 1801 nucleotides. RefSeq names its product 1-phosphatidylinositol 4,5-bisphosphate phosphodiesterase delta-4-like. Gene Ontology annotation, molecular function: calcium ion binding; phosphatidylinositol-4,5-bisphosphate phospholipase C activity. Bases 1 to 1680 code for a protein of 559 amino acids. NCBI's taxonomy places the organism in Eukaryota, Metazoa, Chordata, Actinopteri, Perciformes, Percidae. Gene Ontology annotation, biological process: lipid metabolic process; intracellular signal transduction. The transcript is spliced from 9 exons. The record is from RefSeq and is a predicted model, not a curated record.
AUGUGUCCUAUGUUCCCAGUUUCGGUGAGCGACGUGGAGGCGAUCCGAGAGGGCCACCAGUCCGAGGUGCUCCUCAGCAUUGCAGACGAGUUCCCAGCCGACCGAUGCUUCACGCUAGUGUUUCGAGGCCGCCGGGGCAACCUGGACCUAGUGGCUGAGUCAGUCGAGGAAGCCCAGUCCUGGAUCCGAGGAAUCAGGAAGCUGAUGGAGAACCUGGAGAACAUGGGGGAGCGCGAGAGACUCGACCAAUGGAUCGGCGACUGGUUCAGGAAGGCAGACAAGAACAACGACGGGCGGAUGAACUUCAGGGAAGUUCGAGACCUCCUGAAGAUGAUGAACGUGGACAUGAACGAGCACCACGCUCGUCGCCUCUUCACGAUGGCUGAUAGGUCCCAGUCAGGGACACUGGAGGACGACGAGUUUGUGCUCUUCUACAAGAUGUUGACCCAGCGGGAAGAUGUGCUGAGGGUCUUCCAGCAGUACUCGCUGGAUGGCCAGACGUUAUCCCAAAGGGACUUGGAGGACUUCCUAAAAGACGGCCAGCUGGAGGGGGAAGAUGUCCAGCAGCACGCCAAGACGCUCAUCCAGCGUUACGAACCCUCCGACACAGCCAAGCUGCUGAACGCCAUGACAUUUGACGGCUUCUUGAUGUACCUCGGCUCCACUGAGGGCUCCAUCUUUAACCCACGGUGGCUGGAAAUCUUCCAGGACAUGAGCCAGCCGCUGUGCCACUACUUCAUAUCCUCGUCCCACAACACCUACCUGAUGGAGGACCAGCUCCGUGGACAGAGCAGUGUGGAGGGAUACAUCAGGGCUCUGAGUCGGGGCUGUCGCUGUGUGGAAGUGGACUGCUGGGACGGCGCUAACGGAGAACCAAUCGUGUAUCACGGACACACGUUCACCUCCAGGAUCCUCUUCAAGGACGUGGUCACCGCUGUGGGAAACUACGCCUUCAAGGUGUCGGAGUACCCUGUCAUCCUGUCCAUGGAGAACCACUGCAGCGUUGAGCAGCAGAGAGUCAUGGCCCGACACCUCAACCAAAUCCUGGGAGACAAACUGCUGAAAAGCACAUUAGAGGGCAAAGCCGCCGUCGGCCUGCCGUCUCCGGAGGAUCUGAAGGGGAAGAUUCUGCUGAAGGCGAAGAAACUCGGCGGUCUAGAGGAGAGUUUCAGCAGCACGGCGGACGACUCUCAGACGGGAGAGGUGAGCGAUGACGACGAGGCUGAGAUGGAAGAAGAUAACGUCCACCGCCAAAGCGUCCGCCACAAGGGCAAAAAGAAAUCAAAGCAGCGUCUGUCCAAGGAGUUGUCUGACUGCGUUGUCUACUGCAAAAGCGUCCACUUCAGCAACUUUAAACACGCGCACGUCCACUCCAAGUUCUACGAGGUGGUGUCUUUCACCGAGUCCAAGGCCCGGAGACACCUGCGAGACACUGGCACUGAGUUUGUGCUCCAUAACUGCCGGCAGCUGACCCGGGUUUAUCCCAGCGGCUUCCGGACCGACUCGUCCAACUUUAACCCUCAGGAAAUGUGGAACGCCGGCUGCCAAAUUGGUGACUCAACGACUUUAAGACUUGAUCUCCAUUUGCAUUUCUGUCAUGUAUUUUCCGUUGUUUCCAGCUUUAUUGCAGGAAACUUGUUUCUUUCUCUGGUCAUUUCCAGCUGUAAGUUUCAUGUUUAAAAGGAAUAAAUAAAGAAGGGACGGAAGGCCGUGACGGUUCUGGGCACGGGUGAAGCGGUCAGCCGCCCGGGGUGGCAUUUUUUAAUGACACAUGGGUGGCGGCACAAGCACUUAAAAAAAA